Molecule: messenger RNA, 1256 nt
Organism: Racocetra fulgida
Lineage: Eukaryota; Fungi; Glomeromycota; Glomeromycetes; Diversisporales; Gigasporaceae
Source: the annotation of a GenBank genome assembly
AUGAACAUUAUGAGUAAAAAUAUCAAUGCGUUUAAAAGAAAUCCCUAUCGCGGAUUAAAAAAUUUACAAAAUACUCUCGACCUUCGUGCUGACGAAUGGGAAGAAGAUUUUUUCCUACCCAGUGAAUUGAAUGAAGACAAAAAUCAUUUUUAUCUCAAAAUUCAUUUGCCGGAAGUAGAAAAGGAAAACACCAAAAUUGAAAUUACGGACCGAGUUUUACGAAUUUCCGGAGAACGGAAGGAAAAAAAAGUAGUUGAAGGCGACAAAAAACACUAUUCGGAGGUUUUUUACGGCUCUUUCGCUCGGGAUUUUAGUUUACCAGAAAAUACCGAUAGCACUAAUAUCAAAGCCAAUUUUGAAAGUGGAGUAUUAACGAUAACCAUUCCCAAAUCUCCCGAAAGCGGAGUUAUAGGUGGUGAAGCCGGUGCCUUAGCGAUUGCUGCUCUGGCUGGAAAUGAAGUAAUUCAGCCCUUAGAACCGAAAAUUUACCACGACUUAUCACAACAAGUUCGUUACGAAGAAAAAUGGUGGAAACCAGGUAAUGUCUCUUUCACGGAAUUUUUUUCAAAUUUUUGGUCUGAUGCUCCCAUUUACUUCUCUGACUAUGGUAGCCAUUCUAUUUAUUCUCAUGGAGUCACGGUAAAAGUUGCUAAUGACAAUAAGAAUGAGACGAAAUUCCGAAAAGAAGUUAUUAGACCCAAAAUUGACGAGAUAAAAAACGACCCUGACUUUUACGAGCGCACUCCCUUUCUUACUCUGGCCGAGGAUUUGUUAAAAUUAGUGAAAGAAAAUAAGGCUGAAAUCAUUUUUUUGUCGGCCUACGACCAAAAAGUUUUUACGGAUGGUGAUCCUCGCAAAAAGAAAAUAUUUGCCGAAACUUUUGGUCGUCUGCCGAGUUGUUCUCUGCAUUUGGUGGGAUUUGAGUUUAGUAAGGGGAAAAAUAAUCCUACUAAAAGCCAAUGGGUUAGUGAAAAUCAUCCUGAUUGUCACAUUAUGAUUGAUGAUAAUCCCAACAUUUUGAAAUUAGCCGCAGAAAAAUUACCUCACCUAAUUCUUUGCGCUCCCUAUUAUCAUUCUACUAUUAAGCAUCACUCAAAAUUACAAAUUAUUGCUGGGUCUUCGGGAGUAGCAUUAGGUGCAGUUACCGGAGUAAUCAUAUCCCAACUUACUACGAAGAAACUAAUUCAGCAGGAAAAACAAGAAAGAAUUUUACUCCGUUAUGAAAUAAGCGAAAGUAUUAAAGAACUAAAAGAACA